AUGCAAGACGAAGACAUAGAUGACUUCGUGGUUAAUCAAAAAGCACAAAAUACAGUAAAAGCUACUGAAACCGUUUUGCGUCGCCUGGCGUUGUGGCACAAGGAUCGGUACGGAGAGGACUUGGAUUUCCUGAGCAUAACAAAGGAAAACUCAAACAAAAUGCUGAAACAUUUUUUCAUGGAAAUCCGAGACACAAGAAAACAGUCGGCUGGAAAAGAAUACGAGCCAUCAACUCUUACAACUUACCCAAAUACCUUCCGUCGUUAUUUCCUGGAGAGGAAAGAGGGAGAAAGGUUUGAUAUCGGCGAAGACCAAGAUCUGAGCAACAAGCUAGCGUCGAAGAGAAAGCAGCUAAAAAGCGCUGGUAAAGUUGGUCUACCGAACCAGUGUCAUGCUCUAGACGAUCAACAAAUAGAAAAGCUAUGGACUAGCGGAGCCGUUGGUACUAAAACGUCAAGACAGCUGCUACAUCUUGUUUGGUGGAACAACAUCAGGGUGCUUGGGAUGAGAGCCAGACAAGAGCAGCUAGAUUGUCGUAUGGAAAAAUUGUUUACCAUUUUUUCUUAA
Actinia tenebrosa (Australian red waratah sea anemone) is the source of this 567-nucleotide messenger RNA. RefSeq lists its product as uncharacterized. NCBI's taxonomy places the organism in Eukaryota, Metazoa, Cnidaria, Anthozoa, Actiniaria, Actiniidae. The record is from RefSeq and is a predicted model, not a curated record.